AUGGAGACACCUGGUAAAUACUUGAGUCAGCGUGCGCCCGGGCGCGAGCAUCUCCCGUUGUAUCCAAAAGGGUUCAUCGCCAUUCGCAUCGUUCAGCUCGUUCUUGCUGUUGUCGUGCUGGGAUUGACUGCUUAUGGUGUAUCUCAGCUUGCCUUCGAUGGAGAUAUUUUAUCACUAUUCUCUGCUCUUGCUACAUUGAUCACCUGCAUUUACAUCAUAGUUGCCGAGUUUGGUGCCCCAGCUCUCUACAACUACUGGGCCGUUCUGUCUCUGGAUAUCUUUCUAGUCGUCUUUUGGCUCAUCUCAUUCGCACUACUAGCCGCAGAAAUCGCUCCAUACGCCUCGGGCUACUGCACCUAUUAUUACUGCUACAGUCUGUCAAGCGCUGAGAAGACAUAUUUCGCAAUCCUCGCCGCUGCAGCGGGUUUGGGUGGUGCGGAAUUCCUGGCUUUCUUGGUCUCUCUCGUUAUCCACAGUGUCAUGCUUCACCGACACCGAAACGCUGGCCUACAUUGCAACCCAAUCACUUCGACAUCUCAACCUAACCCAGCAGUCGCUUCCGCCAAGGUCCCAGCCAGUGCAGAGAAGCCCGUUGAGUACUCUCAAGGGCAACCCUACCCUUUGCAGAACCUGCCUGCACAAGGUUACACACAACAAAGUAAUACAGUCCAGAAUCAAUCGCAGGCAUACCCGCAACAACCCUACGCUUCGUCACAACAGCAAUAUUACCCGCACCAAGUUCCACAGCAAACACCUAGUCCAUUAUCUGCUCAGGUGACCGGAGGUGCGGUGCAACAGUCAGGUGUCGAGAACACCCGAAAGGAUGCAGAGUCAACGUACGGCCACGGAGCGCCAGAGAAUACCCAAGGUCCCUACGAGACAUCUGGUCAGCCUGUCCAGAGACCAGCGCAGUAAAGGUGCUGUUGAAUUCGCGCCCAUGGUUCAUGGGCACUUUUAAGUUGAAGCAUAGUUAUUCCAUUGAUGCUAGAUCAUUAUUUGUGCAGUUUGAGGGACAUAAUCUCGAUACAGAGCAAUUUUGUAAGCGAGAGCGAAUUUCACGUCACCUCGGUAGUCCCUUCGAGUGAAAUGUUACGGUAUGAGAUUUGCUUCGAAAUUUUAAUCUAAGCAAUGCCAUCCUUUGUGGAUAUCGACCAUGUCAUAGUUAACCACUUAAUGUCGCUCCUGCGCCGUGAAGGCGGCGAGAGUCA
Truncatella angustata is the source of this 1208-nucleotide messenger RNA. RefSeq lists its product as uncharacterized. Gene Ontology annotation, cellular component: membrane. The coding region runs from base 1 to 915 and encodes 304 amino acids. Lineage: Eukaryota; Fungi; Ascomycota; Sordariomycetes; Amphisphaeriales; Sporocadaceae. The transcript has 3 exons. The record is from RefSeq and is a predicted model, not a curated record.